Vicugna pacos (alpaca) is the source of this 2099-nucleotide messenger RNA. Lineage: Eukaryota; Metazoa; Chordata; Mammalia; Artiodactyla; Camelidae. The record is from RefSeq and is a predicted model, not a curated record.
UGGUACUGAUGUCUUGCUAAAACCUUGUUUUCUUAUCCCAUGGUCACGAUAUUCUGCUGUUAGCUGUUAUUUUCUAGAGAGCGCACAGAACUCGAAACCUUUCGAAUUGCCUACCAGCGCCUUGCGGGACGCAGCCCAGUGCGCAUGCGCAGCCCACGGUCUGGGAUUGGACGAAGCCGCACCGCUGGGCGACGGAAAAGCACGUCACUUGUGAGGCGGGAGGAUGGAGUUGACUCACCAUGGUCUCCGCAGCGACCAGAAAGUGGGCGAGGAUGGACCCCCUUAACCUGGCGCCAUCUUUGCCUCGAGCAGAGGGGCCCCUGGGGCCAGGAGACCCGGGCUGGCUGGUGAGGUUGUGUUGGGCGCCCAAGGAGCACCAGACGCGUACGAGACGGAAGAGUCUGCUGCAGGCGAGGGUCAUGGACUUCCUCACCUCCACGGCCAUCCUGCCCCUGCUGUUCGGCUGUGUGGGGGUCUUCAGUCUCUUGAAGUUGCUGCAGUGGCUGCGCAUGAAGGCCUACAUCCGGGAUGCCGUGGUGGUCAUCACAGGCGCCACAUCGGGCCUGGGGCGAGAAUGCGCCAGAGUCUUCUACGCUGCGGGCGCUAAGCUGGUGCUCUGUGGCCGCAACGCCAAGGCCCUGGAAGAGCUCACUGAAGAACUUGCUGCGUCGCAGGCCACCAAGGUGCAGACACACAGGCCUUGCUCGGUGACCUUCGACCUCUCAGACCCUGGGUGCAUAGUAGGGGCGGCCACCGAGAUCUUGCGGUGCUUUGGCCACGUGGAUGUGCUCAUCAACAACGCCGGGGUGGGCUACCGCGGCGCCAUCGUGGACACCAGCACAGACGUGGACAGGAGAGUCAUGGAGAUCAACUACUUUGGCCCAGUUGCUCUGACGAAAGCGCUCCUGCCCUCCAUGGUGAGACGGCGCCAGGGCCACGUCGUCGCCAUCAGCAGCAUCCAGGGGAGAAUCGGCAUUCCCUUCCGGUCAGCGUAUGCGGCCUCCAAACACGCCACCCAGGCGUUCUUCGACUGUCUGCGUGCUGAGCUGGAGCAGUGUGACAUCGAGGUGACCGUUAUCAGCCCCGGCUACAUCCACACCAACCUCUCCCUGAACGCCGUCACUGCCAGCGGGUCCAGAUACGGAGUUACAGACAAGACCACGGCCGAGGGCCGCAGCCCUGUGGAGGUGGCCCAGGAUGUCCUGGCUGCCGUGGGGAAGAGGAAGAAGGACGUGGUUCUGGCCGGCCUGGCACCCUCCCUGGCUGUGUACCUGCGUGCUCUGGCUCCCAGCCUCUUCUUCAGACUGAUGGCCGCCCGGGCCAGGAAGGAGCAGAAGCCCAAGCACUGCUAGAGCCGCGGGGCAGGUGCUGUGGGGCCUAGACUCCUGCCCUCAGGUGGGGACGGGGUUGGGGUGCUCUCCUGCAGGCCCCUGGCCAGGCCCCACGCCCAACAGGGAAGGGAGCCAAGAAAAGCCUCUCCCCAGGGUGAGGGGUCACCACUCAGGGAAAGCUGCACAGCCGGUUUUAACCCCUGGACAUAAAGGAACGGGCAGUAGGAGUCAUGGCCCCGCAGGCAGGCUCCCAGCCUCCGCAGGCUCCCAGGAAGCGCUUCCGUCUUGAGAACUGCAGACACCCUGUUGUCCUGACCCGGUUUUUACAUCUGAUCUGCGGCGCCCGCAGCAGGGUCCCCCCCCCCCAGUGCUGGGGGGAAGGCUGCCUUACUCGCGUCCAUCUCUGCUGCCCCACAGCCCCUUGUUCAACACAGUGAGCGGGUGGGAAGUGAUGGGUCUCUACACACAAGCCAGGAGAUGCUGGCUUUGGCCCCGUUUCUCUGCUGACCCCACCCGCAGCCCUGUGGUCAUGGCACUGCUCCAAGCAGAUGAAUUUUCUAAGGAGACAGCAGCCUUUGCGGAGAGGAAAACUGCAUGGUCUCAUGUGGUCUCUGGAAAAUGAGGCGCAGCACCUGGAAUUCUUUCUAAAGCAGAGUUCUUGGGGCCUGGUGGACACAGCCCGUUAGCUGUGGCUGUUGGAGUGUAGUCAGAAAGGGUGCCUACUUCCACUUUCUGAAACAUUAAAAAUGCGUGGUUGGGGUUCACUGA